UCCCGCCCCCAGUCCCCACGCUGCCGGCGCUGCCGGAAGUGGCGGCGCCGGUCCGAACUAGCCGGGUAGCAUGGCGGGUGUUUGGGGCGCGGGGCGUACGUCGGCCACGGGGACGCGGCCUGGGAAGCGGCCGUCGGAGCCCGAGCCGGAGUUGGAGCCGGAGGAGACCGCCCUCGUCUCUGCAUCGGCUGCCAGCCUCCAGGAUGGCAGUGAUUCUGGCCUGUCUGAAAGCGAGGAGAGCGUGUUCUCAGGCCUGCAGGAUUCCGGCAGCGACAGUAGUGAGGAUGACCCAGCCGAGGGAGAGGAUGGGGCCAGCGGUGAUGACAGCCACAGCAGGAUGGAGGAGACCUCUGGGCAGCAGGUGCAGGCUGGCAUCCCUUCCCCAAGGACAGAGGUGGCGAGAGCGAAGGGCUAUGAAGAGUACGCGGAAGACAGCUCUGAUGAGGAGGACAUCCGGAACACGGUGGGCAAUGUGCCCCUGGAGUGGUACGAGGACUUCCCCCACGUGGGCUAUGACCUGGACGGCAGGCGCAUCUACAAGCCCCUUCGUACCCGUGACGAGCUGGACCAGUUCCUGGACAAAAUGGACAACCCUGAUUACUGGCGCACGGUGCAGGACCGGACGACGGGUCACGAUGUGCGGCUGACGGACGAGCAGGUGGCCCUGGUGCGGCGGCUGCAGAGCGGCCAGUUUGGGGACGUGAGCUUCGACCCGUAUGAGCCUGCUGUGGACUUCUUCAGCGGGGACCUGAUGGUCCACCCAGUGACCAACCGUCCCGCUGACAAGCGCAGCUUCAUCCCGUCCCUGGUGGAGAAGGAGAAGGUGUCUCGCAUGGUGCACGCCAUCAAGAUGGGCUGGAUCCAGCCUCACCGGCCCCAGGACCCCAUGCCCAGCUUCUAUGACCUGUGGGCGCAGGAAGACCCCGACGCCGUGCUGGGCCGGCACAAGAUGCACGUGCCCGCUCCGAAGCUGGCCCUACCCGGCCACGCGGAGUCCUACAACCCGCCUCCAGAGUACCUGCUCAGCGAAGACGAGCGUCUGGCGUGGGAGCAGCAGGAGCCGGGCGAGAGGAGGCUCAACUUCCUGCCACACAGGUUCCCGAGCCUGCGGGCCGUACCCGCGUACGGCCGCUUCAUCCAGGAACGGUUCGAGCGCUGCCUUGACCUCUACCUGUGCCCACGGCAGCGCAAGAUGAGGGUGAACGUGGACCCAGAAGACCUCAUCCCUAAACUGCCAAGGCCGCGGGACCUGCAGCCUUUCCCCACGUGCCAGGCCCUGGUCUACAGGGGCCACAGCGACCUUGUCCGCUGCCUUAGUGUAUCCCCGGAGGGCCAGUGGCUGGCUUCAGGCUCCGACGAUGGCUCCGUGAGGCUCUGGGAGGUGGCUACCGCCCGUUGCAUGAGGACCGUGCCCGUGGGGGGCGUGGUGAGGAGCAUCGCCUGGAACCCUCACCCUACCCUCUGCCUGGUGGCCGUGGCAGUAGAGGACUCGGUAUUGCUACUGAAUCCGGCGCUGGGGGACCGGCUAGUGGUGGGCGGCACGGACCAGCUGCUGAGCACCUUCGUCCAGCCCCAGGAGCCCGCCGUGCAGCCUGCCAGCUGGCUGGAGGCCUCGGAGGAGGAGCGCCAGAGGGGCCUGCGGCUGCGCGUCUCCCACGGCAAGCCAGUAACACAGGUGACGUGGCACGGGCGUGGGGACUACAUGGCCGUGGUGCUGGCCACCGCCGGCCACACACAGGUGCUGAUCCAUCAGCUGAGCCGGCGCCGCAGCCAGAGCCCCUUCCGCCGCAGCCACGGACAGGUGCAGCGGGUGGCCUUCCACCCUGUCCGCCCCUUCCUGCUGGUGGCUUCCCAGCGUGGCGUCCGCCUUUACCACCUGCUGCGCCAGGAGCUCACCAAGAAGCUGAGACCGAACUGCAAAUGGGUGUCCAGCCUGGCGGUGCACCCCGCAGGGGACAACGUCAUCUGUGGCAGCUAUGACAGCAAGCUGGUGUGGUUCGACCUGGACCUUUCCAGCGAGCCGUACAGGGUACUGAGGCACCACAAGAAGGCCCUGAGGGCUGUGGCCUUCCAUGCCCGGUACCCGCUCUUUGCAUCUGGCUCCGACGACGGGAGCAUCAUCGUCUGCCACGGGAUGGUGUACAAUGAUCUGCUGCAGAACCCACUGCUGGUGCCUGUGAAGGUGCUGCGGGGGCACACGCUGACCCGAGACCUGGGCGUUCUGGACGUGGCCUUCCACCCCACCCAGCCGUGGGUCUUCUCCUCCGGGGCCGACGGCACUGUCCGCCUCUUCACCUAGGCCACCCUGCGUCCCCAGGCGCACGUGUGUUCGGGACCCUUAAUAGAGGUGUUCUCUCUGCUGA
Messenger RNA from Leopardus geoffroyi (Geoffroy's cat), 2363 nucleotides. It is a transcript of the gene BOP1, whose product is annotated as BOP1 ribosomal biogenesis factor. Gene Ontology annotation, molecular function: ribonucleoprotein complex binding; protein binding. Gene Ontology annotation, biological process: maturation of LSU-rRNA from tricistronic rRNA transcript (SSU-rRNA, 5.8S rRNA, LSU-rRNA); ribosome biogenesis. Bases 71 to 2299 code for a protein of 742 amino acids. The transcript has 16 exons. The record is from RefSeq and is a predicted model, not a curated record. NCBI's taxonomy places the organism in Eukaryota, Metazoa, Chordata, Mammalia, Carnivora, Felidae. Gene Ontology annotation, cellular component: preribosome, large subunit precursor; PeBoW complex.